Molecule: messenger RNA, 234 nt
Organism: Mucor mucedo
Lineage: Eukaryota; Fungi; Mucoromycota; Mucoromycetes; Mucorales; Mucoraceae
Exons: 1
Source: RefSeq, a predicted model, not a curated record
AGAAAAUCCAUUGUAAGUAUCUCAGAAUUGUACAAUCCUUUCGCCGCUGCCAAGAAAAAGGAGACAUUAAUUGAUGCCAAAAACGUGAUUGCCUUUAAGAUUGACUUGAGGAUCGUUUGCAAAUGUCAUGGUACCAGCUUUGGGCCCGUAAAUGGGGAAGCCGCAAGUCAUUCUGGUGAUGAUAAUAUUAUCGAUGAUGAAGGAAAGCUCACCCGAGAGGGCAAAGAUAUAUAA